This is a messenger RNA of Cicer arietinum (chickpea), 2925 nucleotides long. Its product is annotated as phospholipase D alpha 1-like. Gene Ontology annotation, cellular component: plasma membrane. Lineage: Eukaryota; Viridiplantae; Streptophyta; Magnoliopsida; Fabales; Fabaceae. The record is from RefSeq and is a predicted model, not a curated record. Gene Ontology annotation, molecular function: D-type glycerophospholipase activity; calcium ion binding. Gene Ontology annotation, biological process: phospholipid catabolic process; phosphatidylcholine metabolic process.
UGCUUGACAUGAGAGUUUAACACAAAAUUUAUAUGGAUCAGAUUCUCUCCCCUUUCCUUGCACAUCUAUAAAUAAAUGUGCCUAUUCAAAUCAAACUAUGUCCUUCAUCACAAGGAUCAUUUCCAUAGAAAAUAAACACAUAAAGUAAAUAUAUAACUACGUCAUGUUGCACUUACUGCACGGGAGGCUUGAUGUGACUAUAUAUGAGGUCGAUAUACUACAAACUCCUCUUACUGGAUGCGCCAAUUUUGAUCUCUGCAACAAGGGAACAUGUACAAGCGUGGGGAAGAAAAUUGUAUCCCAACUCAAGAGUUUUUUGUUGUGUCAAUGCCAAAGCCAAUGCCAACCUGAGGUUUCACAGCUUGUAGGGAAGGGUCUCUAUGCAACAGUUGAUCUAGACAAAGCAAGGGUUGGAAGAACUAGAAUGUUAAAUGAUCAACCUUUCAACCCAAAAUGGAAUGAGAAAUUUCACAUUUACUCUGCUCAUUCAAUCUCCAAUAUUGUGUUCACUGUCAAACAAGAUAACCCAAUUGGUGCAACUCUAAUUGGAAGAGCUUAUGUUCCUGUUGAACAAGUUAUAAAAGUCAACACAUUGAACACAUGGGCUCAAAUACUAGAUGAGAAUCAUCGUCCAAUACAAGGUGGUUCCAAAAUCCAUGUUCAAAUGCAAUUCUUAAGUGUCAAAAAUGAUCCAAAUUGGUCUCAAGGUAUAAAGAGUUUAGGAUUUCAAGGAGUUCCUCACACUUUCUUCAAACAAAAUACUAAUUGUCAAGUUACUCUAUACCAAGAUGCACACGUUCAAGAUGGUUCUGUUCCAUCUAUUCAAUUGGAUGGAGCAGAACAUUAUGAGCCUAGAAAAUGUUGGGAAGAUAUUUACAAUGCUAUUAUGGAUGCUAAACAUUUUAUUUGCAUAACUGGUUGGUCUGUUGACACUGAAAUAACCUUAAUAAGGGACCCAAAUAAGUCAACAAAAACUAGUGCAACACUUGGAGAAUUGCUUAAGGCAAAAGCUAAUGAAGGUGUUAAUGUUCUUAUGCUUGUUUGGGAUGACAGAACUUCAGUUCCUGAUUUAAAGAAAGAUGGCUUGAUGGCAACUCGUGAUCAAGAAACUGGUGAGUACUUUAAAAACACAAAUGUGCAUUGUGUUUUGUGUCCGCGUAAUCCCGGCGCUGGAAGAAGCAUAGUUCAAGGUUUUGAAGUUUCAACAAUGUUCACUCAUCACCAAAAGACUAUAAUUCUUGACAGUAAAAUUGUUGGUUCUACACAAUUGAAGAAAAGAACUAUCACAAGUUUUGUUGGUGGGAUUGAUCUUUGUGAUGGAAGAUAUGAUACAAUGGAACAUCCUUUGUUUUCAACAUUGGGUACAAUCCAUCAUGAUGAUUUUCAUCAACCAAAUUUCCCAAGUGCUUCUAUUAAAAAAGGUGGUCCUAGAGAACCAUGGCAUGAUAUUCAUUGUAAGCUAGAAGGGCCUAUUGCAUGGGAUGUUUUGUGCAAUUUUGAGCAAAGAUGGGAGAAACAAGUUGGGAAGCAAUUUCCACUUCCUUCAAAUAUGAUUGAAGAAUAUAAUCUUGAUCGUGUAUCGAAUGUCGAAGCAAUGAAUGGAAACAGCUCAUGGAAUGUUCAGUUGUUUAGGUCCAUUGAUGGUGGUGCUGCUUUUGGCUUCCCUCAAGAUCCAAGAGAAGCUGCUGAAAAAGGUCUUGUUAGUGGAAAAGAUAACAUCAUUGAUAGAAGUAUUCAAGAUGGUUAUAUAAACGCUAUUCGUCGAGCGAAAAACUUCAUCUACAUUGAAAACCAGUACUUCCUAGGUAGUUCAUAUGGUUGGCAAGCAAAUAAUAUCAAAGUUGAAGACAUUGGUGCUUUGCAUCUUAUACCAAAGGAACUGUCAUUGAAGAUUGUUAGCAAAAUUGAAGCAGGAGAGAGAUUUUCUGUGUACAUUGUGAUUCCAAUGUGGCCAGAAGGUAUACCUGAAAGUGCUUCAGUUCAAGCAAUAUUGGAUUGGCAAAGAAGGACUAUGGAGAUGAUGUAUUCUGAUAUAGCUGAAGCCCUUAGAAGAAAAGGGAUCAGAGCCAACCCAAGAGAUUACUUGACAUUUUUUUGCCUUGGAAAUAGAGAAGGUAAGAAAGAUAAUGAAUAUACUCCUACAGAAGCACCAGAACCUGGUACUGAUUAUAGUAGAGCACAAAAUUCAAGGAGAUUCAUGAUAUAUGUUCAUGCCAAAAUGAUGAUAGUUGAUGAUGAAUACAUAAUAAUUGGUUCAGCCAACAUAAACCAAAGAUCAAUGGAUGGUGCUAGGGACACUGAAAUUGCAAUAGGUGCAUUUCAACCACAACAUAUAUCAUCAUACAAUAAGCCACCAAAAGGACAAAUAUAUGGAUUUAGACGUGCACUAUGGUAUGAGCACCUUGGUGAUCUUGGUGAUACAAGCUGCUUUGAUAAUCCAGAAAGUUUAAAAUGCAUAAAGCUAGUGAACCGUCUUGCUGACACCAAUUGGGACAUAUACUCAGAUGAUACAUUUGAUGAAUACAUACCAUUUCAACAUUUAAUGAGAUAUCCAAUACGAGUUGCUAACAAUGGAGACAUAACAACCCUUCCAGGAUUUGUAUAUUUUCCUGAUACUAAGGCUAGGAUUCUUGGUUCCAAAACUGAAUACCUUCCUCCAAUUCUCACUACCUAGCUACUAACUUAUUACUUUAACUAACUACCACAACAUACCAUCACACAAAAUCAUUAUAAAGUUUAUACAUGUAAUUACUUAUUGGGGGAGGGGAGAGUGGAGAUAAAUUCAAUUUGCAUUUACAUAAAUAAUUACCAAUAUUACUACUUAGGAAUCUUUCAUGUAUUUGUCGCAUAGAACUUCAAGUUUUUCCAUAUUCUUUUUCCUAAAUUUAUCAUAAAUCCUACUAUUACAAAUUUUUUGAACAUAAA